Messenger RNA from Rattus norvegicus (Norway rat), 858 nucleotides. RefSeq names its product UDP-glucuronosyltransferase 2B17-like. The record is from RefSeq and is a predicted model, not a curated record. Lineage: Eukaryota; Metazoa; Chordata; Mammalia; Rodentia; Muridae.
AUAUAUACAGCUCAGUCUUUGUAAUGUCAAAUUUGGCAACACCAAUGAAAUUGUCUAACUUUUAACAGGUUCUUUGGAAAUUUGAUGGCAAAACCCCAGCAACCUUAGGACCCAAUACCAGAGUCUACAAGUGGCUUCCCCAGAAUGACCUCCUUGGUCAUCCAAAAACCAAAGCCUUUGUAACUCAUGGUGGAGCCAAUGGUGUCUAUGAGGCCAUCUAUCAUGGAAUCCCUAUGGUUGGCAUUCCUAUGUUUGGAGAACAACAUGAUAACAUUGCCCACAUGGUGGCCAAAGGAGCAGCUGUUACACUGAAUAUCAGGACAAUGUCAAAGUCAAAUUUGUUCAAUGCACUAAAGGAAAUAAUAAACAAUCCAUUCUAUAAAAAAAAUGCUGUGUGGUUGUCAACCAUUCACCAUGACCAACCUAUGAAGCCCCUGGACAAGGCUGUCUUCUGGAUUGAGUUUGUCAUGCGCCACAAAGGGGCCAAGCACCUGAGACCACUUGGACAUAACCUUCCCUGGUACCAGUACCACUCUCUGGAUGUGAUUGGAUUCCUGCUCACCUGUUCGGCAGUCAUUGCAGUCCUUACUGUAAAAUCCUUCUUGUUUAUUUACCGACUCUUUGUGAAGAAGGAAAAGAAAAUGAAGAAUGAGUAGAGCUCAUUGACAAUGCACUACAGGAAUGAAAUUUCAGCCUCAUUCUAAUUUAUGAAUCACCUUCUUAACACUUCCUGAUUAUUUUUUUGUCAAGGCAGAUCAUCUUUGUAAGAAAACAUAUAACUCCAUAAAUACUGAUAUGUUAUCAAAAAUUCCAUCAUUCAUAAAUUUUAAUAGCACUUAAUAUAAAAAUAUAAAAAAA